Molecule: messenger RNA, 246 nt
Organism: Histoplasma mississippiense
Lineage: Eukaryota; Fungi; Ascomycota; Eurotiomycetes; Onygenales; Ajellomycetaceae
Exons: 2
Coding region: 1-246 (81 amino acids)
Source: RefSeq, a predicted model, not a curated record
AUGUAUCCGAGUCCCUUUGAAGAUAUUCCAGAAAUGGCUUUGAUUGGCUCGGUAGGUGUUGGGCCGCUAAAGAAGCCAAAAGUAACCCUGGAGGCUGCAAGGAAUGAUGAAGCCGAGAUCUCCCAUAUUCCCGUGGCCUAUGCGUGCGAGCCAACCUGCUCAGGCCCAACACAAAUCAAGAUCGGACGAAAUCACAUAGAAAUGUCGGCAGUCCUUUAUCUAUCCAUCGAGGAAAUUGUGGCCUAG